GUUCACAUACACUCUGUUAUACAAGAGGAACGGUACACUGAGUGUGUGUAUAGGGUGUGUAGAGUGUGUGUGUUUGUAGUGUGUGUGUUUAGUCUACUCAGUAGUCUAGAAGUGGGACAAAUCAAAAUGAGGACAGCAAGUGUACAAGAGUAGGAAAACUGUAACGGCUCUCCUCUUCGUCUGAUGAUGAGGAAUAGGAAUUAUCGGACCAACACGCAGAGUGGUCCCCACACGCAUGCACCCACACGCAAAGGUGGUUUCAGCUCAGAGAGAUCAAGCCAACAUUGUUGAAAUGAUUAGAUAAUAAACAGCUUUAGUGUAGGCAGAGACAGAGGUGUCACAGACCACUCUCUCACUCUGUUGCUCUCUCUCUCUCUGUCAUCUGUGCUAGGCGGAGGUUGGCACCACAUUGACUGUAAAUGCCAUGUUGUGUCCACAAAUCUCUUCUCACUUAUCUUUAUGGUGUGUGCGUGCGUGUAUGUGUGUGUGUGCCUUUGUACGAGUGUAGAUACCGUAGGUCAAUGGAAUUUUAACUGUCCUGAUGAUAACCUAGUGUUAUCCAUUCAGAUCCCAAGACAUGUUAGUAUCCGGUCCCUGAGAAAACUGUUGGAUGUGGGUGUGGGAAACAAUUCAUCAAAAACGAAUAGAAAAAUAAGGAAGGAGAAUGAUUGGCAACAUACAGUAGCUGGUAUUUAUAGUUUUCUCCUAUUUGCCAAAACCCAUCAUCAUGACAUCCUUGGACAGGAAACAGGAAGUAGACAAUGUUCCAUCAGAACAGAGAAGCGAGAUAAAAGCAACACUCCAUCUGUCAUCCCUCUCUCUCCUUCUCUCUCUCCACCUCUCUACCAUCUCUCUCUUUCUCUCUAUCACCCCCCCUCUCUUUCUCUGAUCCCAGUCAUGCCAGUACUGCCUGAGGUUUGACCAUUCCGUUCCACUGGGACAUGGCGGAGGCCUCGUGACGUAAAGCCCUUUGUGUCCGUGUGUGUGUCACAGAGAGAGAGUAACGGAAAGAGAGAGAACUCAAAUUCGAACACAAAAAAACAAGACUCAACAUGCUACCACACACUAAGAGCCAGACACUGUCGUGUGCCCUGUUCUGAGGGUUGAGAGCUAGGCAUGUUGGGUAAAGACCCCCCCACCACCAGCAGCCUUCAACUGAUGACCUCUGACCCCUCUGACAUUGCUGUGGAACCCAGUGACAUCACAGACGGCCUCGGCAUCAGCAGGAAGAUGUCGGAUGUAGUUGAGAGUUUGGACACCAGAGAGUUGGACAUGGGAGAUGGAGAGGAGACUGACAAUGACCCUACCACCAUAGGGGACAGCCGUAUAGGGUUCAGUGCUGUGUAUCACACCGUGGGUUUUAAGGAGUCUGAAGCCAGGGUCUAUCUCCCUACUGUCCCCAUCACUGCUAAGAUACUGGAGGUGGAGAGGUUCAACACAGCCCAGGACAGGUUCAACAUCACGGCACAGAGGAGUGUCAACAAGAGUCAGCCUGCAGUGUUUAAGAUUGAGCUGAGACAUGGAGAGUUCAGCUGGGUGGUCAAGAGAAAGGAAAAACACUUCAUGGACCUCCACGGAGAACUGGUCCGAUACAAGAUGUUCAUGAGGGUACCACUACCCUCCCGCAGCCACACAACGAGGAGGAGGACAAUGAAGAAGAGUGAAGCCAGACAUAUUCCUGAGCUACCGCGUGGCGGAGAUGAGUUGGCACAAGACGAACAGGUCUACAGCAGAAGGAAACAGCUGGAAGAUUAUCUGAACAAGCUGCUAAGGAUGGCCAUGUACAGAAAAUACUACCACACUAUGGAGUUUAUAGACGUCAGCCAGAUGUCCUUCAUCCAUGACCUGGGACCUAAAGGACUGGAGGGGAUGAUACACAAGCGUUCCGGAGGUCAUCGUAUCCCAGGCUUGAACUGCUGUGGUCACAGUGAAGCCUGCUACCGCUGGUCUAAACGCUGGUUGGUGGUGAAGGAUUCGUUCCUCUUCUACAUGAAGCCAGACUCAGGAGCCAUUUCCUUUGUUCUCCUGUUGGACAAAGAGUUCAGCGUCAAAAUGGACUCCAAAGACACAGAGACCAAAUACGGAGUACGCAUCGACAGCCUCUCCAGGUGCCUUGUACUGAAGUUGAACAGCUACAGACAUGCUCGGUGGUGGGGCCAGGCGAUAGAAGACUUUGUCCGUAAACACGGGAGGGCGUUUCUACGAGACCAUCGAUUUGGUUCCUUUGCUCAGGAGGAGCAGAACAUCCCUGCCAAAUGGUAUGUGAAUGGGAAGACCUACAUGGAGGAUGUAGCCGAUGCUCUGGAAGAAGCUAAAGAAGAGAUCUUCAUCACUGACUGGUGGUUGAGUCCAGAGAUCUUCCUGAAGAGGCCAGUUGUGGAGGGAAACAAAUGGAGACUGGACUGCAUCCUCAAACGCAAAGCGCAACAGGGGGUUCAUAUCUUUGUGAUGCUGUAUAAGGAGGUGGAGCUAGCUCUGGGCAUCAACAGUGAAUACAGCAAGAGAACACUAAUGCACCUGCACCCCAACAUCAAGGUGAUGCGCCACCCAGACCAUGUGUCGUCGUCUGUCUACCUGUGGGCACAUCACGAGAAGAUCAUCGUCAUCGACCAAUCAGUGGCCUUCGUUGGCGGGAUAGACCUGGCGUAUGGUCGCUGGGACGACCGAGAGCAUCGCCUGACAGACGUGGGGAGUGUGACACGCUCUGUUGCCCUGGAGAUGGAGCAGUCUCAGAGCUCUGCCCACCAUCCCUCCAGUAGGGGAGUGUCCUCUACUGAUGGUGCCGCCAAUAGCAACGGAGGCAAACAAUCACUGCCUGGCAACCCAGGGGUGGAGCUUCCACGGCUGAAGGGGAUUGGACGAACCAGGAGGAUGCACUUCUCCCUGGUCAAGCACCUCCACAAACACACUCUGCAGCAUGCAGACAGCAUCAGCUCCCUGGACAGCGCUGACAGUGGUUCAGUGCGGAGCCUCCAGACAGGUGUAGGAGAGCUGAGGGGUAACACCAGGUUUUGGCAUGGAAAAGACUACUGCAACUUCGUCUACAAGGACUGGAUACAGCUGGAGAAACCCUUCGAUGACUUCAUUGACAGGUACACCACUCCCAGGAUGCCGUGGCAUGACAUCUCCUCUGUGGUCCAUGGGAAAGCUGCCAGGGACGUGGCCAGACACUUCAUACAGCGCUGGAACUUCUGUAAGAUAAUGAAGCCUAAGUAUCAUUCUCUCUCCUACCCGUACCUCCUGCCCAAGUCUCACAGCAGUGCCAGCGAGCUGAGGUACCAGGUGCCCGACUGUGUUCCCACUAGAGUACAGGUGUUGCGGUCAGCAGCUGACUGGUCAGCGGGUAUUAAGUAUCAUGAGGAGUCCAUCCACAACGCCUACCUCCAGACUAUCGCCAGGAGCAAGCACUUCAUCUACAUAGAGAACCAGUUUUUCAUCAGUUGUUCAGACAACAAGAUGGUCUAUAACAAGAUCGGAGAAGCGCUCAUCGAGAGGAUCCUCAGAGCUCACAAGGAGGGCAAGAAGUUCCGUGUGUACGUGGUGACUCCACUACUUCCUGGGUUUGAAGGUGACAUCACAACAGGGGGAGGAAACGCCCUUCAGGCCGUCAUGCACUUCAACUACAGGACCAUGAUCAGAGGUGAAUACUCCAUCAUCUCCCAGCUGAAGAAAGAAAUGGAUGAACUACAGUGGAUGAACUACAUCUCGUUCUGUGGUCUGAGGACCCACGCUGAGCUGGAGGGACGCCUGGUCACAGAGCUCAUCUACGUCCACAGCAAGAUGCUCAUCGCAGACGACAACACCGUCAUCAUCGGUUCGGCCAACAUCAACGACCGCAGCAUGUUGGGGAAGCGUGACAGCGAGGUGGCGGUGAUCAUUGAGGACUCUGAGACCGUUACCGCGGUGAUGGACGGACAUGAGUACCAGGCUGGACGCUACGCACUGGCGCUACGUCUAGAGUGCUUCAGGACUAUCCUUGGAGCCCAUAUGGACACGACCAUAGAUGUGUCUGACCCUAUCUCUGACCACUUCUAUAAGGAUGUCUGGAUGACCACCGCUGGACGCAACGCAACCAUCUAUGAGAAGGUGUUCCGGUGCCUGCCGUCCUCCCUGGUUCGUAACAUGUCUGAGUUAGAGAGUUACCAGACGAACCCAGGCCUGGCCCAGUCUGACCCAGGUAAAGCCCAGGAGGAGCUAAGGAGGAUCAGAGGGUUCCUGGUUCAAUUCCCUCUGGACUUCCUCUCAGAACAGAACCUAAUGCCUUCUGUUGGGACCAAGGAGGGCAUGGUGCCUACUGAGAUCUGGACCUAGAGGACUAGAUACACACACACACACACUCAGGACAAGACACACACACACUCAGGACAAGACACACAACACACACACACACACACACACACAGACCACUGCAUUGAACUGUGGAUCUUUAGAAUGAAGUUGAACUCUGGACCUCCAGCUGAUAGCUGACAACUUAAACCACAAACAUGGAGGACCAUGAUGCUGCUUGGCGCGUCGCAUCCACAACUCAGCCAAUGAGACUGAUUGCCACGUGGACUAAUGAGGAAGUGCAGGGUUCUCAUAUCCAUUCAGGAGGACGCAGCGCUACAGGAUAUUCAGAUAGAAAUAUAUUGUGUAGAGCAGAUCAUCACUUCUCAUCAUGUAGGAUAGGGACCUGGUUAGCUCCAUAUUCAUAUAUUUCUAUCUGCAAAUGUAUAGGUUUAGAAUGUUUCACCUGACUGAAUACACCUGAAAAUGGGUGAAGAAAAUGAGCACCUUAUUCCAAGUAGAACCUCCUUCAUUUCUAAAUGUUUUGUCCUGUUUUGUGCCUUCUGAACACGACCCUGGACACUCCUAUCUGUCACCUACUCCGUUGGUUAUGCAUGUUCGUAUGGUCGUAGCACUACGUAAGCUUACAUACUGUCUUUAGCUGAAGUGCCUAAAGUUCUGUUAUUUCUUUCUAGAAUGGAGGUUGUCUUUGAGAAGAACACAUGUAAAUGUUUACAAUCUAAAUAUGGAAUUGUUCUGUAAAAUCGUAAUUGUAAAACGAGACUUUUAAAGCUCACCAUAAAUGUCAUGUUAAAUGAACCACAAAACUUCACGAUUAAAAACUCACUGAAUUUCAGCAUGAUUCGCAACUA
Molecule: messenger RNA, 5138 nt
Organism: Oncorhynchus tshawytscha (Chinook salmon)
Lineage: Eukaryota; Metazoa; Chordata; Actinopteri; Salmoniformes; Salmonidae
Product: phospholipase D1-like
Exons: 29
Coding region: 1117-4311 (1064 amino acids)
Biological process (GO): intracellular signal transduction; cell motility; regulation of microvillus assembly
Molecular function (GO): D-type glycerophospholipase activity; phosphatidylinositol binding
Source: RefSeq, a predicted model, not a curated record